AUGAUGUUCCUCUCGCGUUGGGUUCGCAGCCCACGCCUCUUCGAAAUUGAUUUUGCGCCCAAUCAUGACCUCUGCGCCCGCCUCAGUGAGUUCUUAUCGGAGGUGACGACCUGCCACCUGCUACAUACUGCUCGAGCCAUCGAGCAGUGGAUAAGUCAUGCUGACUUCUCCCUGUAC
Messenger RNA from Dibothriocephalus latus, 177 nucleotides. NCBI's taxonomy places the organism in Eukaryota, Metazoa, Platyhelminthes, Cestoda, Diphyllobothriidea, Diphyllobothriidae. The record is from the annotation of a GenBank genome assembly.